AUGGAGAAGUUCACAGAAUCACCACCAACCUUGCAGGUAGAGCAUUCCUCCCUUUGGGCAGAUGAUCUGAUUCUAGAGCCACAAGUGCAGCACCUGACUGACGACAGUACUGCUCUAAGGGGUCAAGUCAUGCCUACCUUGGCCACCCCAAUGAUGCCUGUAUCCUGCUCACUUGAGCAUCCCAGCCAGUUUCAUGUUGACCCUGCCAAUCUCUCAGGGUUUCUUGCUCAGGCAACUACCUACUUGACAGCUCUCAAGACCCCUAACCCUGCAGAUGAUGUCCAGGUCAAGUUUUUUUUUGACUAUAUAUCUCAGCAGGUGGAAAGAUGUAGGAUCCUACCUGGGUCUGACCAGAGUACUCUGCUGAAACAAUAUGAGAACUUUGUUUCUGAGUUCCAGCAGUCAUUUGGUGAGCCCACAAAACAGGAAAUGAACCCUCUGGUGAAUGCUAAACUUGACAAAGGGAAUGACUCCUUUCAACAGUACGCUACCACCUUCCAGCUCCUUGCUGAAAAUAUCAGCUGUAAUAAAACCAUUCUGAGUGACCAGCUCCAAGAGGGACUGGCUGACCCCAUCCAGGAUGAAGUGAGUGGUACAGAUAUGAUGGAAAACCUCCCAGACCUGAUUACUCAGUGCAUUCAGUUGGACAGGAAACGUAGUGACAGGCCAGAGCUCCUACAGUCAGAGGCACAGCUUCCAAGGCUGGCUUCCCUGGUUCACCACCAAUAUCUCUCCAGUCCCACAGGUCCACCAGCCAAGGAAGAGCCUACACAGCUGCGGGGAGGCCAGCUGCCUCUCACACCAGCCAAGCGAGCCCGCCAGCAAGAAACCCAGUUUUGCCUCUACUGCAGCCAGCCUGGCCACUUCACAAAAGAUUGCCUCGCCAAACGUUCUCGAGCCCCAGCAAGGUCAAAUAACCCAACUCACCAGUAA
Molecule: messenger RNA, 933 nt
Organism: Trichechus manatus latirostris (Florida manatee)
Lineage: Eukaryota; Metazoa; Chordata; Mammalia; Sirenia; Trichechidae
Gene: RTL4
Product: retrotransposon Gag like 4
Exons: 1
Coding region: 1-933 (310 amino acids)
Molecular function (GO): nucleic acid binding; zinc ion binding
Source: RefSeq, a predicted model, not a curated record